This is a messenger RNA of Lytechinus variegatus (green sea urchin), 3855 nucleotides long. RefSeq names its product flavin-containing monooxygenase 5-like. The transcript has 8 exons. Lineage: Eukaryota; Metazoa; Echinodermata; Echinoidea; Temnopleuroida; Toxopneustidae. The record is from RefSeq and is a predicted model, not a curated record. Gene Ontology annotation, molecular function: flavin adenine dinucleotide binding; NADP binding; N,N-dimethylaniline monooxygenase activity. Bases 176 to 1783 code for a protein of 535 amino acids.
AGUGUGCGGAGGUGGUCGUCCCCUAUAUACCUCUUCUCCCGUGGCGCCGCCCGAUUGCUACACUGAAUCUAUUCACCAGCGAUAUUGAUUAUCAUCUGUCUUGCCUACACAGUCACGGUGGAUCGUACUCGCUGAUGUACCCUGUUGCUCUGAAAUAUUGAAUGCAGAGCUGACAAUGGAUCGACUGAGGGUGGCGAUUAUCGGAGCUGGGGUCUCGGGUCUCGUUGCGGUGAAAACAUGUCUUGAGGAAGGCCUAGAACCGGUUUGCUUCGAAAAAGAACAUGAAUUGGGUGGUCUAUGGGUGUAUCGUGACGAGGUAGGAUCCGACCCGAGAGGACCAGCCGGCAUCUAUAAGGGUCUCAUCACCAAUGUAUCCAAAGAGAUGAUGGCUUUCAGCGACUUCUCAUUCCCUAGACACGCUCCACCUUAUCUAACGUCAGACGAUGUUGUGCAGUAUCUACAAAGCUAUGCAGAGCAUUUUGAUCUGAUGAAACAUGUCCAUUUCAAUACAUCAGUUGUAGAAGUGACGAAAUCUCAGGAUUAUGAAAAGACAGGGAGGUGGAAUGUGUGUACGCAGUCCCAGGGCGAAGAACCCAAGACAGAGAGUUUCGAUGCCGUGAUGAUGUGUUCGGGAAUAUAUACAUCGGGCAACAUACCAGACUACCCCGGGAUGAGUGGGUUCAAGGGUCAAAUACGACACAGUGGUCAGUUCAGAGGCGGGAAGGAGUUCAUGGAUAAAACAAUCGUGGUGGUGGGUUCUUGUCAUUCUGCGGGUGAUGUUGCAGUGCUGAGUACCAGUCACGCAAAGAAGGUUUAUCUGAGUUUACGAGAUGGUGCGUGGAUCGUACCCCGCCUUGUCGCCAAACAACCUGCCGACGUGUGGGCCAACCGACGGUGGAUACACCUGGUACCACCAUGGCUCUACGAACGUCUCCUCAAUCUCAACAUAAAGUCGAUGCAGGAUUGGAAGACACUCGGCAUUCAGAAAAGCCUUCCUCCUUCCAACAGUAGCAUCAUGAUGAAUGAUGAACUCCCGAUGAAGAUCAUGAGUGGUCAAGUGGUGGUCCGGAGUGGGCUCGAACGGUUCGAAGGGUCCAAAGUAAUCUUUGAUGACGGGUCUUCGCUGGAGGAUGUUGACUAUGUUGUCUUCGCCACUGGGUAUAACCCUAAAAUCUAUAUGAAAGAUGAUGUCAUAUCAGGUAGUUCCAGCCAAUUAGAUUUGUACUUACAUGUCGUGCCGCCAAGACUUGAGCACCCAACAUUGGCCGCCAUUGGUUACGUUAUGACACGUGGGACACUAGGUCCAACAGCAGAACUGCAAAGUCGGUUUGCAGUGAAGAUGUUCAAGAAAGAGUUGCAACUACCGAGUGCUUCGGAGAUGCUUGCGGAUGUCAAGAGAAGAAGGGAUGCUGUGCUUCAGCAGUACAAUGAAGAUAAGCCGAAGAUCCAUCCGACGAAAUACAACGACGAGCUCGCUAAAGCCAUCGGAGCUCGACCAAGUUUCUGGAAUCUGUUGGUGUCGGAUCCUAAACUGGCUUACCGGUUCUUCUUCGGACCGGCCUUCCCGUCAUGGUUUAGAUUGGUUGGUCCACACUCGAAGCCCGAUGCGCGUCGGAGAAUACUACAGAGCGGAGAUGAUUUGAUACAUGGAAUUACAUUGAGAACGGUUCGUCCAAGAGCUUUGUCGCGUUUGGAAGGAUUACAGGGAGGCAGGAUGCUAUCGAUUAAACUUGUAGCUGCUUGUGUUUUCGUCUUAUCUCUAGCUGUUAUGUUUUGGUCAUAGUUUUGUAUGAUCGUUUAGGUUCGAUACUUGGACCUCUCUUAUUCCUUUUAUAUAUUAAUUACAUGUGCAAUGUAUCCGGUAAACUUAAAUAUAUCUUAUUCGCAGAUGACACCAGUAUAUUCAUAUCCUACAAGGAUUUACAGACGUUGCAAACAGAAUUUAAUGAGGAAUUACAGAAGGUUACCGAUUGGUUAUACUUGAACAAAUUAUCCCUCAAUGCUUCUAAAACUAACUUUAUGAUAUUUACAAAUAAGAAAAUAAAUUAUUUUGAAAUUUUAUGGUUCAAUAAUAAAAGAAGUUUUAUUUUUAAAAUUUCUUGGUGUCAUAAUUGACAAAUUAACGUGGUUAAAUCAUAUUGAUGUCAUCUGCAAUAAGAUAUCUAAGAACAUAGGCAUAAUGUACAAAUUGCAUAAUUUUCCACCAAAUAUUUUAAAGAUGCUGUAUGUGCUAUUAUUUCACCAUUUUUAAAUUAUGGCAUUCUUGCUUGGGGAAGUGCUGCGAAUAUUUAUUUAGGAAGAUUACACAAACUUCAAAAACGUGCAGUCAGAAUUGUUAACAACUCCCCUAAUUACGCCCAUUCUUAUCUUAUGUUUCAUUCACUAAAAUUUUUAAAUAUUUGUGAUAUGUACAAGUAUGAAAUGGGACUUUUUAUGUAUUUACGUUCUAAAGGACCUUUUCCAGCGUUUUUAUUGAACUGUUUUAAAUCACUGAAUUAUAAUAUUCAUGAAUACAGCUACUAGAAAUGCUGCAAACUUCCACUUUCCUAAAGUAAGAACUUGCCUUUCUCAUAAAUAUAGUUUCUUUUGUGGCCCAGUACUUUGGAAUUCUUUGCCGUUUAAUUUGAAAACAUCUUGUUCUUUUAUUAUUCAAACGUAACUUCCGAAAUUUCAUAAUUGAUAAUUAAACCUGUUUGUAAAUAUCUUUUAAUAUAUAAUCUAAUUAUCACCACUUGUGUCUCUAUGCCUUUUUAAUAUCUUCUAAUUGUUUUUUUAUAUUUUGUUACUUUUUAUAUUGUCAAUGAUUAUUAUUCUUAUCAGCCGUCGGACGGUCAGCCGUUUUAUAAGGAUAUUUUCCCCCUUUUUGGCUGCUUCCCUCUCAAUGCUUGAUUGUAAACUUAUAUGUAUUUGAUGUUAUGUAAACUUUGAUCCCAUGUAUUUUAUCACGAUUAUAAUCAUGUUAUGCAGAGAGCAAAAUAAAAAUAAAAUUUGAAUUGAUUGAAUUCUAUACUACGUUCAAUGAUCACGGGGGUGAUAUGUUCUGAAAUGAACGACAAGAAACACACCAGUUAGCAUGUCCGACAAAACACGUUUUGUCACCAUGGUUAACACUGUACAUGCCGUAAAGCUGUCGGACUAUGGAAUCAUUACUGCAGCUGAGGAUUGUUCAGGGUCGUAUUAUGAUAUGAUCUUUUUGUUACAUAGCAAAGAGUAUAUUUUUACACGUUUUUUUUAACUAUGAAACGUAUUAAAUAUAUUUAGAAUACUUGAAAUCUAUUUAGAAUAAUUAUAGUCUGAACUGCUCAUCUAAUAAACCAGUUCGUAGAUAUGGCAAUCUUAGCAUGUGCAGAUAACAGUCAUUUUGAUCUGAGCUCUAUAAUCACAGAGAGUAAAGUAUUGCAGGAGGGUCUGACAUAGCAACACAUUCCUGCAAACUGGAUGCUUAACAUCGAGCAUAUAAAGUGCAGAUACAUGUGGUGUUACAUAAAGCUGUCUUGUUAAAUUAUGCACGACUUUACGCACAACUGGAACAUGUUCUUAGGUGUUAAGUCAUUUACAUAGGAAUGUAUCAUUUAGCACGAGAAAGGGUAACCAGUCGUGCUUGCCUAAAGUCAUUCGAAAUUUAUGAACAGGUUUAUAAAAUACACAUCGGAUAUUUAUAGCUGCCCUGACAUGGAUGUCUCAGGAAUGAGUUUAAUAUUCCAUACGAAUUAAAAGAGAAUUAAAAGCUAACUAAGUCUACUUUGUGUGUGACCAUGUACAUAGCAAAAACUGUGGCGUUAACCGGUGUACAUAGAGGACCACACCAGUUAUUUUACGCCGGUGUUAAAUUGGUGGUGUUAGUUUUACACCUAU